Messenger RNA from Closterium sp. Naga37s-1, 2139 nucleotides. The record is from the annotation of a GenBank genome assembly. NCBI's taxonomy places the organism in Eukaryota, Viridiplantae, Streptophyta, Zygnematophyceae, Desmidiales, Closteriaceae.
AUGUCGGCGUCGCGCGCGGAAACAAGCACGUGGGAGGUUCUGGAUGUGAGCGGCGAUCAGCCGAAAGUGCAGCAGGUGCAGAUGCAGCGGCUGCUGCUGACGCAGGAACAGCACCAGCAGCAGCAGCAAUACCAGCAGCAACAGCAACAAUACCAGCAGCAGCAGCAGCAGCAGCAGCAGCAGCAGCAGCAGCAGUAUCAGCGGCAGGUAUCACUUCCGGUGAUGGAUUCAGCCAAUCAGCGGCGGCUUCAGAAGGCCACCACUUCGCCGGCGAUGCGCCCCGGGAUGGUCGACUCCGCGGCUGCCGCCGCUGGCGCUGGACGCGGGGGGGGAGGCGCAAGCCACGCGCAGCGAUUCGCGCCGCAGCUGCACCCGCCGCAGCAGCACGCCCCCUCGGCGCAGAUGUCCGCCGCGCACCAGCACCAGAUGCGCCAGCAGGCGUCUCCGCAACCCCCCGCUGGCCCCCCGGCGCUCCAACCGCGCGGGGCCCCUCCCCCAGUGCGCGGACACCGUCCGCGGAUGCGGUCCAUGGGCCAACUGGCGGAGCUGCUUCCCGCCGACAGAGGGGGAUUCGGAGGCGCAGGCGGCGGAGGGUCCGCGGGGGAUGGCGCAUCAGCUUGGGCGGAUGGAUUGGGGGUGGAUAGGCUUGAUCUGGAAGGGGAGCAAGGGGGAAGCGGCGGAGGUGGAGGAUGGGCAAGUGGCGCGGAGGCGGGUAACGGUCCAGUGUAUUUAAGAUCCAAUACUGGUUCCGGGCAGGGAUUCUUUAGGUCGAAUAGCGGCAGCGGUAACAGAAUGGAUGGCCUUCCCCCUGUUGCGACGGCAAAGCCGCCGCGCGCGCUUAGGCGGGUCAGCAGCGAGUGGGGCGAGCGGGGCGGAGAGGGGGAAGAGGGGAGGAGGCUCAGCGCUGGUGCAGCAGGGGGCACGGGCGCAGGAGGGGGGAUGGGCGGAGUGCUCAGAUCCGCCAGUGGGGGGAGUAUUGAGAGAAGGCCCGUUGGGGGAGUUGCGGGAGGAGCGGGGGGAGGAGUGGGGGGAGGAGGCAGCAUGGGGGGAGGAUUGGUGCGGGGAAAGGGGCAGUACGGGUCAGUGGUGGAGCGGGGGGCGCGGUACCAGCACCAGCGCACCAUGUCCCUCGAUAGCUCCGCGCUCAUGCAAGGCGGAAUGCCCUCCCGCGGAGGGGGCGCGGGGGCGGCGCUGGGAGCAGGGGGGGGCGCUGCAGGUGGAGCACCAGGGGGAGGGGUGGGCGGAGUGGGAGGAUUUGGGGCAGCAGCGGGGGCAGCAGCGGGGGCAGCAGGCGGAGUGGCAGGGGGGCCGUACAGCGACAUCGCGGAGCAGUUUGAGGUGCGGCGCCACGAGGUGGUGGCCAUGGGCGAGUUCAGUGUCGUGCGCGUGUGCCGCGAGGUGCAGACUGGGGUCAUGCUCGCAUGCAAGACGAUCGAGAAGGACUCCAUUCACUCAGCGGAGGAGGCGCGGGACCUGAGGAGGGAGGUGGAGAUGAUGGAGCGAGUGGCGGGGCACUGCAAUGUCGUGCGCCUUCACGCCGUCUUCGAGGACCACGAGAAUAUUCAUCUGGUAAUGGAGCUCUGCCGGGGAGGGGGUCUCUUUGAUUACAUGCGCACCAACGGCCCGCUCACUGAGCGGGCGGCAGCCUCCGUCUGUUUCCAGCUGCUUUCAGCAUUGGAUCACUGCCACGCGUGCGGUGUGCUGCACCGCGAUGCGAAGCCGGAGAAUGUGCUUCUAGCGAGGGCCGAGGGUGACUUUGGCAGCAUUAAGCUCAUCGAUUUUGGAAUUGCCGCUGAGCACCAACCAGGUGUGCGCAGCAGCACCCUGUGUGGCACGCCUCUCUAUCUCGCACCAGAAACCCUUGACGGAGUCUGGUCUCCACAGGCUGACGUGUGGGCGGCUGGCGUCGUCUCAUAUGCAGCGCUCUGUGGUGUGCCGCCCUUUUGGGCAGAAACCAAUGAGGGGAUUUUCCGAGCCAUCCGCUCGGAACCACUGCGCUUUGCCUCGGCAGCUUGGGUCGGCGUGUCCGAAGCUGCCAAGGACCUUGUUCGGGCAAUGCUGGACAAGAACCCGCACCGGCGAAUCACAGCACAUCAAGCUCUUGGUAAGGAAAUCACAGGGAAUGCUGUGUGUGAGUGA